CCACAUUUCCUCUGUACACCACACGGCUCUUUUUAAGCACUGCCGUGACAGUUAGUCUGUCAGUCAGGCUGCUGCGUCUGUGCUAGCCUCCCUGCAGCCCAUCUCGCGGGAUGGAAGCCCGUUGGUGGAGCUGUGUGUUGGGAUUACUCUGCAUGCCUGCUGAGGUUUUACUGCACACCUGGACAGUUUCUCAAAACCCCCGGUCUAUCUCCGUCAAGAGAGUGAACUCAUCUGUUGACAUCACAUGCUCCACAUCCUUGUCGAACCCGAUGGGGCUGUACCUGAAGAGGCGUUUCCAAGGCGAAGACGUCGUGUUCCUCUCCUUGGACAAAGGACAAGUCACCAAGGAUACUACCGAUCCAAAGUUCACAGGUCGAAUUCAGGUGACUCCGGAGGAGGUCGGGGCGGGACAGGGGUUCACCCUGCAGCUGUCUCUGCUGGGGCCGGACGACACAGACUUGUAUUACUGCACCUGGACUCACUUCAAAUUACAGACGUCGACUCGAGAAGCUCAGUCCAGUAAUGGCACCAUUAUCGUUGUGAGAGAGAUGGAUCUCCAGCAGACACAGUGCGAGAGCCACAUUGUUGACCUCAUCUUGAUCUUCCUCUGUGUGACAGCAUUCACGUUCAUGCUGCUCCUCUUCAUUGGAGUUCUGAUUUUUCGAUGCAGACGAUUUAAGAAGCGCUUCAGGCCUGCCAGAGUUGUAACAGCCUCCGGACCAAACAGCCCACAGCACAUCUGCCCUCAGCACGGGAUUCAGCAUCGUCCCUACAUGAUCACAUCUUUACAAACCACAGACUUCAGGGGCAUUCUGUAAAUGCUACGAGUUUGGUUCAAAGACGGUGAAUUGAAAAACUUUUACGGUGAAUGUUUCCCACACAGGGUGUGUGUGACACGUGAUCGAGGUGUCUUUUGAGUUAUGAGCUCAGCCCAUAAAAGACAGCUCACUUCUUCUUCUGCUUCUCAUUUCCUUUUAUACACAAAUUUGUGUUUUGUUUGCAGAAAAGUGAUUCAGCUACCACAUCCUGGUUGAUGUGGGGCGCAAAGAUGUGACGAGCGUGAGUGGUGGUGUUGUUAAAAAAAACUGUAAAGCAAGCAUUUUUCUAUUCCAUAAUGUGCAACACGUUUUCUUGACCUUUUGUUUUGCAGCUUACUUGAUGUAUUUGUUUGUUUUGAACUUUGAAACAGAUGUGACGCAUCGUUUCCUGCCUGGCUUCAUAUGUGCAUUAAACCUGUGUCUUUUCCA
This is a messenger RNA of Lates calcarifer (barramundi perch), 1247 nucleotides long. RefSeq lists its product as uncharacterized. The record is from RefSeq and is a predicted model, not a curated record. Gene Ontology annotation, cellular component: membrane. Lineage: Eukaryota; Metazoa; Chordata; Actinopteri; Centropomidae. The transcript is spliced from 4 exons. Gene Ontology annotation, molecular function: signaling receptor activity. Gene Ontology annotation, biological process: adaptive immune response. Bases 111 to 818 code for a protein of 235 amino acids.